AUGUCUAGAACCAUUUCGUUGAAACAUCCGGAGGUUCCAGUCGCUCAUCAAAUUUCUGAUGGGAAACUGGAGAUUGGAGACAAAGUUGAACUCAAGGGCGAACCUCUUGAACAUGCUGAACGGUUUAUGGUAAAUUUUGUCGAUAAAUCCACCCACCACUGCAUCUUCCACUUGGACUUCCGUUUCAACGAAGGAGAUGCGUAUCACAAGGCAGUGGUUCGCAACAGCAAUUACCCACACGGUCAUUGGGGUGCGGAAGAGCGUUCCGACAACCCACUGCAGAGGGGAAAGCCAUUCAAGAUCCAGAUCAAAGUCUUGGCAGACCGAUUUAAUGUCGAAGUUGACGAUAGUCAUCAUUUCGAUUUCAAUCACCGCGUUUCCCUCGGCGACGCUGACUUAAUUGAGAUUCAAGGGGACGUCAAGAUCAAAUCUGUUAAGAUUAAAGAAUGUUAG
Molecule: messenger RNA, 453 nt
Organism: Daphnia pulex (common water flea)
Lineage: Eukaryota; Metazoa; Arthropoda; Branchiopoda; Diplostraca; Daphniidae
Product: 32 kDa beta-galactoside-binding lectin-like
Exons: 4
Coding region: 1-453 (150 amino acids)
Molecular function (GO): carbohydrate binding
Source: RefSeq, a predicted model, not a curated record